Molecule: messenger RNA, 924 nt
Organism: Mycotypha africana
Lineage: Eukaryota; Fungi; Mucoromycota; Mucoromycetes; Mucorales; Mycotyphaceae
Exons: 3
Coding region: 1-924 (307 amino acids)
Biological process (GO): lipid biosynthetic process
Molecular function (GO): oxidoreductase activity; iron ion binding
Source: RefSeq, a predicted model, not a curated record
AUGGAUACUGUAUUGCAUUACGCAGAUCAGUUUGUUUUUGAUAAAUUAUACGCACUGAUAUGGCCAGCAUAUACAAAACAUAUUGCCGGGUCGAUCGUAUCGACUUGGCCUCGUGACGAUGUUUGGAGAGUUUGCCUUUCAUUGUAUAUCAUUACUUGUGUGUUCGGUUGGCUGCUAUACUUUAUCACUGCUACCUUAUCUUAUUACUAUGUUUUCGACCACGACUAUAUGAAGCAUCCUAAAUUUCUGAAAAACCAAAUCAGGUUAGAGAUAAAUUGUGCUGCCAGCGCAGUGCCGUGGAUGACACUUUUGACAUUACCAUGCUUUGCAGGCGAAAUAUUUGGCAAAUCCUUAUUAUAUGGCGACGUGCCCAAAACAGCAUUCGAUUGGAUCUACUUAAUCCUAUCAGUACCCUCAUUCUUAUUCUUUACAGAUUGUGGUAUUUACUGGUUUCACCGUUGGAUGCAUCAUCCACGCUUGUAUAGAUACCUUCACAAGCUCCAUCAUAAGUGGGUCAUCCCAACUCCUUUCGCAUCCCAUGCUUUCAAUCCAGUAGAUGGUUUUCUUCAAUCCUUACCUUAUCACUUAUACGCCUAUUUCAUUCCUAUGCACAAAUACUUAUAUCUGUCUAUGUUUGUGUUUGUCAAUUUUUGGACAGUUAUGAUCCACGAUGGCGAAUUUAUCUCACAUUCAGAAAUUAUCAACACCAGUGCACACCAUUUUGUGCAUCAUGUUUACUUCAAUUACAACUAUGGACAAUAUUUCACACUUUGGGAUAGAAUAGGAAGUUCGCACCGUCAACCUGACAAUGAGCAGUACGAUAAAGAAUUGCGUAUCGACUUAAAGACGAUGGCACGACAAGCUAGAGAUGCAGACAGAAUUGAAAAUGAUGUACUGCGUCAAUCCAAGGCUAAAAUACAGUAA